CACAGAGAUUCAGAGAGUCACAGAGCUGCUGCUGAUGAUAAAGAUGAAGGUGUGGGUGCUGCUCCUCGUCCUGUCCUCAGUUCUCUGUGUCUCUGCUGAUGCUCUGCAUGGGGACAACUGGAUCAGCGGCUGUUCAGAUACUGAUGGCGAGGCCGUGCUGAUACUUGAUGAUGAGGCGGUCUGGUACGCCGACUUUAACAAACAGGAAGGAAUCUAUCCUCUGCCCCCCUUUGUAGAUCCCAUUACCUUUCCAGGUCAAUAUGAACAAGCUGUGGCUGAUCAACAGGUCUGCAGAGCAAACCUGAAGGUGACUCGUCAGGCUAUGAAGGACGUUCCCAAAGAACUGGAUCCUCCUUCCAGCCUGAUCAUCUACACAGUACUAAAUGUGGAGCUCGGAGUCCCAAACAUUCUGAUCUGUCAUGUGACUGGUUUCUAUCCUGCUCCCGUCAAUGUCACCUGGACCAAAAACGAACAGGUCACAGAAGGAACGAGCACCAGCGUUCCCUUCCCCAACAAAGAUGGUUCCUUCAAACAGACGUCCAGACUGAACUUCAUCCCAAAGCAGGGAGACGUCUACAGCUGCACUGUGGAACAUGUGGCCCUGACCCAACCAAUGACCAAAUUCUAUGCUGUGGAGAACUCUGAUCUCAUUCUUGGACCUGCCAUGUUUUGUGGAGUGGGUCUGACUGUCGGUGUCCUCGGUGUGGCAGCAGGAAUCUUCUUACUCAUCAGAGCAACCAAGUGACACUGAAUGGUCGGGCUGAUGUCUUAAUAAAUCUGAGGAGUUUGUAAUCUGAUUACACGGAACCUGUCGUUUUACCUCCGGUGCCAGCAGAAAGCAUCCUCAGAUAAACUGCUGUUCUUUAUAGAAUUUUUUUUGCAUCCCGAUAUUUUAUAUGCUUUAUUACAUAUCAAACAUCCGGAAGAAACCCUGUUCUUAAAAACAGCAGCAGCAGGUCAGAAUGACUGCAGACCUUCCAGUCCUCAUCCUCACUUAGACUGAAUAUUAACAGAGUUUUUGAUGACAGAGAACAGUGAUGUGAACCAGAAGGCUUGUUGUGUCAUUAAAGAUUUAUUGACAAAGA
Messenger RNA from Oreochromis aureus, 1085 nucleotides. RefSeq names its product RLA class II histocompatibility antigen, DP alpha-1 chain-like. The transcript has 4 exons. NCBI's taxonomy places the organism in Eukaryota, Metazoa, Chordata, Actinopteri, Cichliformes, Cichlidae. Gene Ontology annotation, cellular component: MHC class II protein complex; membrane. The record is from RefSeq and is a predicted model, not a curated record. The coding region runs from base 35 to 745 and encodes 236 amino acids. Gene Ontology annotation, molecular function: MHC class II protein complex binding. Gene Ontology annotation, biological process: peptide antigen assembly with MHC class II protein complex; immunoglobulin production involved in immunoglobulin-mediated immune response; immune response.